This is a messenger RNA of Diversispora eburnea, 603 nucleotides long. The record is from the annotation of a GenBank genome assembly. NCBI's taxonomy places the organism in Eukaryota, Fungi, Glomeromycota, Glomeromycetes, Diversisporales, Diversisporaceae.
AUGUCUUUAGAAGAUCACGAAACCAAAGAACUAUUUACAAAUGAAAAAGUUAUAAUUAAGAAUAAGAAAAAGAUAGGAACCGGUGACUGGUUAGAAAUAGAAGAAAUAGAAUAUAUUGAACCUAUAACUAAAACCAUAAGAACCUGGGAAGUUUGCAAAAGGAAAACUAACUUCGUAAAACAAGAAGUUGAUGAUAUACAUGGAAUUAUACAUAGUCCAAAUUUACCACCACAAAUAAUUUUGGUUAUUCAAUACCGACCUCCUAUUGAAAGAUAUUGCAUAGAAUUUCCAUCUGGAUUAAUUGAUCAAGGAGAAACAGUAGGAGAAGCAGCAUUACGUGAACUUCAAGAAGAAACAGGUUAUAUUGGUAAAAUUAAAAAUAUAUCAGAUCCUAUUUGUUAUGAACCUGGAUUAACUGAUUCCAUGACUAGAAUUGUUGAUAUUGAGAUUGAUUUAUCAUUAAAAGAUAAUAUUUCACCUUUACAAUCAUUAGAUGUUGAUGAAUGGAGUUUAAAAGUAAUAAAACUUCCUUUAUACAAUUUAUAUGACGAAUUAAAAGCUUAUGGAUUGACAGUAGAUUAUAUUCGUAUGCUUAUGGAUUAA